Medicago truncatula (barrel medic) is the source of this 1630-nucleotide messenger RNA. RefSeq names its product alpha/beta hydrolase domain-containing protein 17B. The coding region runs from base 176 to 1318 and encodes 380 amino acids. Lineage: Eukaryota; Viridiplantae; Streptophyta; Magnoliopsida; Fabales; Fabaceae. The transcript is spliced from 6 exons. The record is from RefSeq and is a predicted model, not a curated record.
GCACACAAUCACACAUUCGCACGUGCACUUUUCCCUUUUCCUCGCCACUUAUCUCUCUACACACACACUUUUCUUUUCUUCACUCAUUCUUCUCUUCUUCUCUCUCAAAUCCAAAUCAAAAUCAAAACCAAAAUCAUUCAAACAAACCCUAAUUUCUUCAAUUUCACACACUUCAAUGGGAGCUGUAACUUCAUCCAUGGCAGCAAAAUUCGCUUUCUUCCCACCAAAUCCACCUUCCUACGGACUCGGAGUAGACGAAUCAACUGGCAAAAACAAGAUCACUGGUGUUUCAACUCGUGAAAACGUCGACGUUUUGAAACUUUGUACUAAAAGAGGAAACAAUAUCGUUGCUUUGUAUAUAAAAAACUCUUCAGCUUCGUUAACGAUUCUGUAUUCUCAUGGUAACGCUGCUGAUCUAGGUCAGAUGUAUGAGUUGUUCAGUGAACUCAGUAUUCAUCUUCGUGUUAAUCUCUUAUGUUAUGACUAUUCUGGGUAUGGACAGUCCUCUGGGAAGCCUAGUGAACAGAACACCUAUGCAGAUAUAGAAGCUGCUUAUAAAUGUUUGGUAGAAAUGUAUGGGUCCAAAGAAGAAGAUAUUAUUCUGUACGGACAAUCUGUUGGGAGUGGUCCUACUACAGAUUUGGCUGCUCGUUUACCCAAUCUUCGAGCUGUCAUUCUCCACAGUCCCAUCUUAUCCGGCCUUAGAGUCAUGUAUCCUGUGAAGCGGACGUACUGGUUCGACAUUUAUAAGAACAUCGAUAAAAUUCCCAUGGUCAAUUGUCCAGUUUUGGUAAUUCAUGGAACGGCCGAUGAUGUAGUAGAUUGCUCCCACGGGAAGCAACUUUGGGAACAUUGUAAAGAAAAGUAUGAACCGUUAUGGGUUAAAGGAGGAAAUCAUUGUGACCUAGAGCUUUACCCUCAAUAUAUAAAGCACCUAAAGAAAUUUAUUGCAGCUAUUGAAAAGUCCUCGCGUAAUAGAAUUGAAUCGGGACCCACUCCCGAUCAACCGGACAUACCUCGGAACAGCACAGAUUUUAGAGAGAAACCUAGACCCAGCAUGGAUAUAAGGGAGAAUUCUAGACGAAGUAUUGAAUUUAAAGACAAAGCUAGAAUAAGCACAGACCAGAAAGAAAAAUCAAGAUCUGGCGUUGAUAAGAGAGAUAAAUCAAGAAAGAGUGUUGAUCGUGCCGAUAAAGUAAAUAACGGAGCAGAAAUUCCUGAGAAAGCUAGAAAUAGCAUUGACCGUUUUGGAGGGAUGGUGAGAUCAGUUGGAUUUUGCAAUAUUGAUUGUUUCCGGCCCUCGGCGACUCAUGCAUAAAAAUAACACGCUUACAUGCUGAGGUUGCAUCUUCUAAUUAUUAUUUGAUUGGUUUAUGGGAUGUAUGGUUUAUAGGAAACUGUUCCACUGUCUGAUUUAUUUUCUUAAUAUAUAGAUGAAAAGUAAUUUAACCAGGUAGUAGAUCAUGAACAUAAUAUGCUGCUAAAUUUUUCCUUCCAUUUCACAAUCUAACCUCUCUGUUGUCUGCUUAGACUGAGGUAUUGGGAUCUAUUCUUUGGGUGUUGUUGCUUGCUUUACAAACAAAACUUACACAAAGAAGUCAACAAUUAUGAAGUAUUAGAUUAGAUUUCC